AGACGGCGUGAGCCUCAAAAUGAUUGAAGAGCUGAAGGGCAUGAUUGACAACAUCUCGCAGGAGGUGGCUCUGCUGAAGGAAAAGCAGGCGCUGCAGACAGUUUGCCUGAAAGGCACCAAAAUCCACCUAAAAUGCUUCCUGGCAUUUCCGGAGACCAAGACGUACCACGAGGCCAGCGAGAACUGCAUCUCGCAGGGGGGCACGCUGAGCACCCCCCAGAACGGGGAGGAGAACGACGCCCUGUACGACUACAUGCGCAAGAGCAUCGGCACUGAGGCGGAGAUCUGGCUGGGCCUCAAUGACAUGGCGGCCGAGGGCAAGUGGGUCGACAUGACGGGCAGCCCCAUGCGCUACAAAAACUGGGAGACUGAAAUCACCACCCAGCCCGACGGCGGCAAGACGGAGAACUGCGCCGCCUUGUCCGGGAUGGCGGUGGGGAAGUGGUUCGACAAGAGGUGCAAGGAGCAGCUGCCCUACAUCUGCCAGUUCAUGAUCGUGUAACGGUGGGGG
Messenger RNA from Pterocles gutturalis (yellow-throated sandgrouse), 511 nucleotides. RefSeq names its product C-type lectin domain family 3, member B (gene CLEC3B). The transcript is spliced from 2 exons. Bases 20 to 502 code for a protein of 160 amino acids. NCBI's taxonomy places the organism in Eukaryota, Metazoa, Chordata, Aves, Pterocliformes, Pteroclidae. The record is from RefSeq and is a predicted model, not a curated record.